GUCUUUGUGAACAAGGACGCGAGACGAAACACGAAACGUGAGAAGAUCGGCUCGUUAAAAGAUAAACCGAAUAGACAUUUACCGGCAUUUUGGAACGGAGUUUCUUGUGGGAGAUAUCACGAAAUAUUUAAUAUGGCUUGGGUACCCUUGGAAUCGAAUCCAGAGGUUAUGACAAAGUUCCUACACAAGUUGGGUGUUCCAAAGAAGUGGUCGAUCUUAGAUGUAUACGGCUUAGAGUCGGAAUUGUUGGCAAUCAUCCCUAGGCCUGUCCUUGCCGUCAUUUUGCUUUAUCCUAUUUCGUCAAAGAUUGAAAAGACUAAAGAAGAGCAAGCAGAAGCUAAGGAUAGCAAGAAUGAUGCUGUAGAAUCAGUUUAUCACAUAAAGCAAUCUAUUUCAAAUGCGUGUGGAACAAUUGCAUUACUUCACAGCGUGGCGAAUAAUUUGGAUGUGAUACAGUUGGAGGAUGGUUUUUUCAAAAAGUUUUUAGAGGAAACCAAAGGACUUUCGUAUAUUGAACGUGGCGAACGUUUAGAAAAAGCGCAAGAUAUCAUCGAUACUCAUAUGGAAUCUGCCCAGGAAGGACAGACCGAGGCACCAGCUGAAGAUGUGGAAGUGUACCAUCACUUUGUCGCGUUUGUCCAUAAAGACGGUUCCCUGUAUGAGCUGGACGGUCGAAAAUGUGCCCCUAUCAAUCACGGUUCAACUACACCAGAGACACUUCUCGACGAUGCCGCUCGCGUAUGCAAGGAAUACAUGGAACAUGAUCCUAAUGAAGUGCGUUUUACAGUGGUCGCACUCGCUGCCAAUGAGUGAAUGGCGCCUCAUCCUCAAGUGCAUUCGCCUUUAAGCUAAUUUAAGCCCAAAUAAUUUAUCUUAUACGUUAUAUGAUGUUACAUAUAUUUUACUUCUUGAUUUGUUUUGUCAAUUUUCUUAAUUGCCAGCUUUUCUAACACUGUGUAACUAUGUAUGUUAAUGAAAAAAAUUUAUAUACGCAGUUGUAUAUGGCACUGUUUCUAUUGCACGUUUUUAUUGCAAAAAAGAAGUUCUCACGACAGUACUAUUGACGUAGAUAUUUCGAUUCAAAAAGCCGAUAAAAAUAUGCGACGUGAGGUGCUACAGAAAAAGCAUUUAAAACAAACUACUGCGCGUCGGUCAAGGUCUCUAAGCUUUACGCAACAAGACGGACGACUGCCAGAGCAAGUUUUGGUUUGCAAGUCGGAAUUGAUGAUAAAUUAGGACCGAUACAUUCUCAUGUUUGGCACAGAUUUGACGCAUUGAUUUGGUGACGUUCGCUUUUAAUCAUCAACGUCAUGUAUCUCGCGCCCGUUUUUGUUUUCAUUAAAAGUGUCGACCAUUUAUAUUUUUUAUGAUACUUAAUGCUCUUGUAGUAAUUAUGCAUUACAUCAGGACAAGAUAAAUAU
Messenger RNA from Trachymyrmex cornetzi, 1421 nucleotides. It is a transcript of the gene Uch, whose product is annotated as Ubiquitin carboxyl-terminal hydrolase. Gene Ontology annotation, molecular function: cysteine-type deubiquitinase activity. The record is from RefSeq and is a predicted model, not a curated record. NCBI's taxonomy places the organism in Eukaryota, Metazoa, Arthropoda, Insecta, Hymenoptera, Formicidae. Gene Ontology annotation, biological process: protein deubiquitination; ubiquitin-dependent protein catabolic process. Bases 133 to 813 code for a protein of 226 amino acids. Gene Ontology annotation, cellular component: cytoplasm. The transcript is spliced from 7 exons.